AGGUUUUGAUUACACACGUGUCUGGUAGUGGCGAGAGACGUCUCUACUCGAAACCCGGUUUCUCCGAGUUUGGAGGGCAUCCCGUUCGAGUGAUUGUGAUAAGCGACUCUCGAGAAAUGUGUGCCUGUUUAUGAAAAAUAAAAGCCGCCGCCCUAAGAGGAAAAGUGCUCAUCCGCGAGAUCUGAGGCGGCACAGAAACCUCGCGAUGACGAAACCAUGUCUCAAACUCAGGAUUGGCACUCGUGAAUCCGCCCUCGCCAUGGCUCAGACAGAGCUUGUCGUCGAGAAAUUGAAAGAACUCCAUCCAUCGUACGAAUGGGAAAUCGUCUCCAUGAAAACGAAAGGGGAUGAAAUACUCAACAAAACGCUCUCCAAAAUUGGGGAAAAGUCUCUCUUCACCCGAGAGUUGGAGAACGCGCUCACCGCAGAAGAGGUCGACCUGGUUGUUCACUCCCUGAAGGAUUUACCGACAACUCUACCAGACGGACUCUCGAUCGGCGCGAUUCUCGAGCGUGAGGAGCCGGAAGAUGCGGUCGUUUUCCCGGCCAACAGCACAGCGAGGAGUCUGUCCGAUCUUGAUGAUGGGGCCACGAUCGGAACAUCCUCUUUGAGGCGCAUCGCACAAUUACGGCGGAAGUUUUCUGAUUUCGAAUUCAAGUCCGUUCGAGGGAACCUGAGCACGCGCCUACGGAAGCUCGAUAAUGACAAGGUGUAUGACGCCCUCGUCCUCGCUGUCGCUGGUCUCAAACGCUUGGGGUGGAAUGAUCGUAUAUCAGAGAAAUUAUCACCUGAUCAAUGUUUGUACGCCGUCGGGCAAGGUGCCAUUGCUGUCGAAUGCCGCACCAGCGACGCUGUUGUAACGGAACUUCUCCGGGACCUGAACCACAAUGACACCGCCUUAAGAUGCCUGGCAGAAAGGAGCUUCAUGAAAGCAUUAGAAGGCGGUUGCAGCGUUCCGUUGGGGGUUUAUUCGACUAUGGAAGGACGCACACUCCAUUUGGAAGGCGGAGUUUUCGCCUUCGAUGGACAGCAAGCUAUUAUUAAAACGAAGGAACUUUUUUUCAAAGACGGUGGUGAAAAAGGUCAGGGUGAAUGCCUCGUGGGUAUACAUUGCUCAAAGCUCAAAGACGCUGACGUGAAGCAGGCGAUUCGCUUGGGUGAAGACCUCGCAUCGGAAAUGCUCAAAGAAGGAGCCAAGGAACUCCUGGACAAAGCUCGACAGGACGCCAAGAACAGCAGUCUCUAGGACAGUUCACACCAUGCUCUUAUCGAAUUUAUGAGAUGUCAGUACUUACGCGUUGAUCAUUGUUGUCGGAAUGGGACUAGAUCCGCCCAGGAGUCUGAAUCAUCCAUACAGCUUGGCAUGGAUCUACGUUAAGUUAGGGUUGAUAUAUGGGGAGCAAAUUAUUUUGGAUACGGUCGCUGUGAACGAUGCUG
Molecule: messenger RNA, 1437 nt
Organism: Galendromus occidentalis (western predatory mite)
Lineage: Eukaryota; Metazoa; Arthropoda; Arachnida; Mesostigmata; Phytoseiidae
Gene: Hmbs
Product: porphobilinogen deaminase-like protein l(3)02640
Exons: 8
Coding region: 131-1246 (371 amino acids)
Biological process (GO): heme biosynthetic process
Cellular component (GO): cytoplasm
Molecular function (GO): hydroxymethylbilane synthase activity
Source: RefSeq, a predicted model, not a curated record